Molecule: messenger RNA, 642 nt
Organism: Phalaenopsis equestris
Lineage: Eukaryota; Viridiplantae; Streptophyta; Magnoliopsida; Asparagales; Orchidaceae
Exons: 4
Coding region: 134-409 (91 amino acids)
Source: RefSeq, a predicted model, not a curated record
AUAUCGUAAUAGCAGAAGCAAAGCUUUCGGAGAGCUGAACGGUGGGGCAGUAACUGGCAAGAGUAAAUGCAAAGGAGGAACGGAGCCAACCACAGAUAGGAGCAAAAAGAAAAAAAAUUGAUUUUGGGCAGAUAUGGAAAGCAGAUCCAUACGUCUGCUUCAGCUUCUGCUUUUAUUUGCAUUCAUUCACCUCAUCAUCUCCUCCACCGCUGAUGAUUCUUCAUCGAGGAUAAGAAGAGUUAUGAAAGGAGUAAAAGAGACGCGAUUUCACAAAGAAACAGUUCAGGUCAGUAGUGAAUUAAAAGCAGACGAAGAGAAAGUCAGCAUAAAUGACAGGGUAUUAGAUAUCGAAGACUACCCAGGAUCUGGAGCAAAUAAUCGCCAUAGUCCGCCUACAGAUGGGAACUAGAAGAUCCAUAUUUGGCCUGCUGAGAUGCUGAGAAGGAUAGAACUGUAAAAAGUGGCUUUCAGAGGACCUUAGAGAAAAAGUGAAGCUAUGCUGUUGUUCUGUGUUUUGGUUUUCUAGAAAUAUAGAGCUCAGUGUUACUUGGAUUGUGUCUUGAAUUUCAAUUUAUGAUGAAAAUUUGGGACUGUCAAUGAAGUUCAUAAAAUUUGCUGAAGAUUGACUUUUUGCAUUAAUCG